AUGAACGAGGCAUUAGUAUGUGUAAUAUUCAACAAUAGGGUCUGGGUCGCGGCAUGUCCAGCCCUCAUACCCAUUCACAACCACCGUGUGUCAGUAUCCUACUAUGUGUCCGUGCCGUCAACCAGUAGAAUUAUUGUUUGUGACAAUCUGUGUAAUUUGACCUACAACACAAAUGCGCAUCAUGACUUCAACAAAGAAGGCAACUUGGAACUUACCCGAUCCUCCCAUGCGAUCAUUCUAUUCCCGGACUGGACCAAGGUGCAGCAUGUUGCAAUCAACACCCAUACCCCCACACUACAACCCUCCAACCCUCCUACUGUUGCUGCCCAGGAACUGUCUGAUACAGUUGCCCCCCAGGAGACCAACUGCAACCUCAUCCUCACGCAGGUUGAACCCCCGAUAUCCCCCACCACCCAGGAGACCAGCUACACCCCCAUCCUUAACCAAGUUGAACCCCCAAUAAUCCCCACCACCCAGGAGACCAUCUACACCCCUAUCCUCAACCAGGUUGAACCCACAAUACUCCCCACCACCCAGGAGACCAGUUUUACCCGGUUUCCCAACCAGGUUAAACCCCCAAUAACCCCCUCGGCCCAGGAGACCAGCUACACCCAAACCAAAGAAGAAACCCUAAAGAAAAUGACAUAGUCAGCCCCAUCCAACCUCAUCCUACUUAUAUUGUUUAUUCAUAAAUGUUAAUGAUGUCAAUAACUUAAUUUAUGUUUUUAAUGAAUUAAUAAAACAAUUCCAGUGAUUGAUGGUCCCCUACUUUUCAGGAGGCAGGCAUACUGUACACGCUUAGAAAAAGGGGUUCCAAAAGGGUUCUUCAGCUGUCCCCAAAGGAGAAACCUUUUUGGUUCCAGGUAGAACUCUAUUCGGUUUCAUGUAGAACCCUUUGUCUUACAUGGAACCAAAAGGGUUCUACCUGAAAACAAAAAGGCUUCUCCUAUGGUGACAGCCAAAUAACCAUUUCUAAGAGUGUAGUAUAAGUAUAGAUGUAAAAAUGAAUCAUGCAACUGACUGUCCCGCUAACUUUAUUCAUGUUCUGGUGGGUGGUGAUUAAAUAAAUA
Messenger RNA from Oncorhynchus gorbuscha (pink salmon), 1070 nucleotides. RefSeq lists its product as uncharacterized. NCBI's taxonomy places the organism in Eukaryota, Metazoa, Chordata, Actinopteri, Salmoniformes, Salmonidae. The record is from RefSeq and is a predicted model, not a curated record. The transcript is spliced from 4 exons. The coding region runs from base 1 to 648 and encodes 215 amino acids.